This is a messenger RNA of Durio zibethinus, 1277 nucleotides long. The record is from RefSeq and is a predicted model, not a curated record. Lineage: Eukaryota; Viridiplantae; Streptophyta; Magnoliopsida; Malvales; Malvaceae.
UCAAUCUCAAUAGAUAUAAUUUCACUCUCUGACCAAAUUAACCAUCAUUUAAAUAACCAAGUUGGGAUAGAGGAGAUUUUGAAUGAUAGAUCUUAAGCAGCCCUAAAUUGGCCAGAUCCGAUCCCGGCUUUAGAAACAGGUAAAUGGUUUAAAUGGAGCACAUCAAUUAGGCGUGGUUCCGAAAUUAAGUUUGGAAUUUUGCGAGCACUUUAUCAUUUGAGCGCGGUGCGUGGGUGUCUCAUCCGACAACGAAGCAGCUGAAGGAAGAAGAAUUGGAGCUUUCGGUUUGUUUUUUUGAUGACGAUGAUGAUAAUGAUGAGGGGUUGGAGAAGCUGUUCUCUCUUUUCUUUUUCUUCUGCCUUUGAUCAUCUUCGACAAUUGGGAUCGGGUAACCCUAAAUCUGCCACUUCUCUCUUUUAUUCCCAAAUCUCUUAUUUCUCCACUACCCAUUGCAAGAAGAAACCCAAGUAUGUGUUUGAUCAAAUUGAUGGUGCCUUAAACAAGUUUAAUCAGAUGCUACAUAUGCAUCCAUGUCCUUCUAUUGUGGAAUUUAAUCAAUUAUUAGGGGCCAUUGUUAGAAUGAAGUAUUAUGAAACUGCGGUUACUCUGUUGAGAAAAAUGGAAUUACUAGGAAUUAAUCCUGAUGUUUAUACCCUCAAUAUUUUGCUAAAUUCUUUUUGCCGCUUGCAUCGUGUGGAUUUUGGGUUUGCGGUUUUGGGGAAGGUGUUGAAGUUGGGCAUUGAAUUAGAUACUGUAACAUUCUCCACUUUGAUCAAUGGACUUUGCAUUGGAGGUAAAGUAGCUCAAGCUGUGAGGUUGUUUGAUGACAUGGUUCGAGAAGGGUAUCAGCCUAGUUUAAUCACUUAUAAUACCAUAGUAAAUGGUCUUUGUAAAAUAGGUGACACUACUCGGGCUAUUCUACUGCUAAGGACUAUGGGAGAAAUAGGUUUUGCACCUGACAUUGCAACAUACAGCAAUGUCAUCGACAGCCUUGGUAAGGACAAGCAUGUAACCGAGGCUUUGAAGCUUUUCUCAGAAAUGAGAGGUUGGGAGACUUGCAGGUGCAAAAGAACUUUUCGAAGAAAUGAGUACUCGUGGCCUAGUUCCAGACUUGAUCACUUACUCUACUUUGCUGGAUGGCUUAUGCAAGUGUGGUCAUAUUCAUGAGGCAUUGGGACUUUUUCGUGUAAUGCAGAAUGGUUGGUUAGAACCUGACAUUGUCCACUAUUCUAUCUUAAUUGAUGGCUUGUGUCAAGUUGGGCAACUUAAAGUUGCAA